GGUGUCGUUGUCCGAGAUGGGGGAAUCAAUCCUGAUGUCAGCCGCCCUCCGUUCACUCCGCACGGUUGUCCCCCUGCUGCUGCUGCUCACCUGCAGCCGCCCGCUGCUCGGGUCCUCUGUGGCCGCCCCCGGUGCUGCACUGCGCAGCCUGGGCGAGCUGAGCUACCCGUACAGCAGCAUAUACUCCCCGCUGCUCAAAGCCCUGUCAGAGCACGGAGGGCCCAGCUGGAGCCGGGGCCUCAAGAAGAAGACGAGGCCAGAGCACCGGUACAUGAAAUAUCUGACCGAGGUUUACAAGCCGUCCUCCAGGGUGCAGAGGAGUCUGGACGGGAGCACAAUCUACAACACGGUGCGGCUGAUCAAGCCCCAAGAUGAAUGCCUUGCGCGAAGUAAUAAAGAAAGUUGUAUGCAGGAUCUUUCCUACAGUCUAGAUCAAGUAAGAACAAAAGAACAGCUUCUCAAGUCAGCUCUGCUGUACAAUUUUGACCAUGACGGCCCUGUGCCCAUAAACUCUGUUUGCUACCUGAGUGUCAAGGAGCAGGAGCAGUCAAACAGUUGUCUGCUGUGUCCCGUGAUCCACCAUCCUGUGAACUUUACAACCGACGCUGACGGGAGGAGCAGGAAGGACUGGGUGGAGGUGGACGUCACCUCAUUUGUCCAGCCUCUCUUAAAGUUCCAGAAGAAGAACAUACACCUGCUCAUCAACGUCACCUGUCCAGAGGAACAAAGAGUCAGGGACGAUGGGAGUAAAGGCCCACUGGAGCUCAGCCUGAGGCCCCCUCGUCUGCUUCUUUAUCUCCAUGACGCAAGCAAAAUCAAGCAACAGAAGUCACUGGUCAAUGCGGAAGAGGGUGAAAAGCCAAGCACUGCAGCGAACGCGUUUCAUAAGCAGAUGGUUCUCAAACCAGAACAAAGGUUUGGGCGUAAAAGGAGAUGGAAGAGACAAUCUCUGGAGAGCAAACGAGGUGAUAAAACCCUGGAUAUGCAGCUGCCUGAGCUGCUCCCGAGCUCUGUAUUUCCAACUAGUUACUGUGCCUUGUAUGACUUCAGAGUGCGAUUCAGCCAACUUAAACUGGACAGCUGGAUUGUUUUUCCUCCAAAGUACAAUCCCAGAUACUGCAGAGGCAUCUGCCCGAGGGCCAUGGGUUUCAUCUACGGCUCACCGGUCCACACCAUGGUGCAAAACAUCAUCUAUGAGGAGCUUGACUCCUCUGUGCCCCGGCCCUCGUGUAUUCCCUCCCGCUACAGCCCACUGAGUGUCAUGAUGUUUGAGGAGGACGGAUCUUACGUCUACAAGGAGCUUGAAGACAUGAUUGCCACGAGGUGCACGUGUCGCUAAGCUGGCACACCACCAGAGAGGCCUUCCAACAGUCAGAUAUUCUGACCAGGCUGAGUGAUUUCAUGAAUUUAUACAGUUGUGCAUGAUCUGGAGCAGGUGUGUUUCCUUAAACAAAAAGUAUUUUACCCUAAUGAAAAAUGUGGAAACGUGACAAUUAUUUCCUUUUUGUCAAGGUGUGAGAAGAGAUUCUGCGGAUACAUCCUCUUGUUCAUCUUGCAGUUCGGCAUUGAUUCCGACAGACUUGAAAAAAAUGUGUGAUAUCUAAUUUUUUUUUAAGUUAUUUUUUGUUAACUUAUUUUGGGUGGAUGGUCUGUCAUUAUUCUUUAAUUUAUCACAGUUGCCAUGUUUUAAGUAGCCCUGUUGUGGAUAAAAGUUGAAAAUACAGUUACAAACCCUUAUUCAAACCUUUUACAUAUUGUUUUAUUCCUGGGGGUUACAGACAUCUGUCUUCAUAAUGUCCAGAAUGAAAGUUGUCAAGGUUUCAGUGUGUAUUUAUUACUUCUGGUCACUGAGUGACUGCAUACAUAUGAAUUGACUGCAUUCAUCUUACUUUGUACUGG
Molecule: messenger RNA, 1899 nt
Organism: Paralichthys olivaceus (Japanese flounder)
Lineage: Eukaryota; Metazoa; Chordata; Actinopteri; Pleuronectiformes; Paralichthyidae
Gene: gdf9
Product: growth differentiation factor 9
Cellular component (GO): extracellular region
Molecular function (GO): cytokine activity; growth factor activity
Source: RefSeq, a predicted model, not a curated record